UGGCAUCGGUCACAAAGGUAACAGGUUGGAGCUGCAUUUAACGAAUUUAUCUGUCUGUCUCGAAUUAUGGAUAUGCUCUGCUCUUUCAGAAGUAUUUUCUGUCAGAUUUAAACAUUAUCUGUAUUAACACCAAGUAAAACAACAGAAGAGGACUCGAACGUCGGAAAUAAAUUGAUAAAUUGUACUACUUUGACCAAAUAGCAGUAUGAGUACUCCGUCAGGUCGGAAGAGCCCCGUGGACUACGGGGUUCAGAUCCGCUUCAUCAACGACUCAGGAGGGAGGCUCCCCUCGACCCAGCUGAGAUCCAAGCCCCCCUCCACCUCUAAGUACGGGGUGGCUGUCAGGGUCCAGGGCAUCGCUGGACAACCCUAUGUGGUUAUGAAGGACGGGGGCCCAAAGGGAGAUUCGUAUGGGGUGCAGCUCCGUACCCACUACCCCCCAGGUUACGGCAGUCUGCCCCGCAGGAGAGACCGAGAGGAGGGAGGGGGAGAGGGAGAGGGGGGAGGAGGGCAGGGAGGGGAGUUACGCAGGGCACAGUCACAUGGUUCAUUACUGGAGAGUGAGGGGGGAGGAGGAUUUGGGAGACCACCAGGGGAUGGGAGGUCUGGUAGCUAUGGGAACCUGGAUGGAGGGAUUGGGGUCGCGGAAGAGAGAACGUAUAGAGGGGUGAGGGAGGGGGGUAUGGGGAGGAAUAUAAUGUGUGGGUCGUAUCAGUCCGGGCUCAAUGGGUCACUGGGGAGGGGAGGGGGGAGUCAGUAUGCCCCUGACCUCCAUCCUUCCCAAACAGAUCAGCCCCCCCUGACCAUGGCACACCCCAACCCCCAGAGCCUUCCUUACCCAGCACAGCCCCACCCCCAGACCCCCGUCAACAGACUGAUCAGCAGGUUUGACGGCAGCAGCAGUACCAGAGAACAACAGAGGGGGCGCUCUCCUGUAGCAGAGGACCCUAGAGACACCAUCUCCUCUUCCCUCGCCCCCAACCCCUACUCCUCCCCUUCACCCUCUCUCACCCCCAACCCCUACUCCUCCCCUCCCUCCUCCACUCACAGCAGCCUGGGGCGGGGCCAAGGCUCCGUUAGCAAGGCAACGCCCCACCCAGUCAAUCAGCGGGCUCCGCCGGGGAGGUUUGUCGCUGUGGAGACGCCGUCAGCCAAUCGGACAGACUCGCUGGUGACCCCUGACCUUCUGCUUCAGAGUUCAGAGGUCACCAGUGAGGAGGAGCAGGUCAUGCAGACCAUCUACAGUGUCCUCAGAGAAGGGACCAGUGAGAGGGACUCAGUCAUCAGACACAAAGUCAGGGUGAUCUUCCAGAAGAUCCAGGGACUCAAGUCCAGUGAGAGUUCUGGUGAGGAGUGGAAGAGAGAAAAGAGGGAUCUGGAGAGGAAGAUGAUGGAGCUACAGACCUCUCUACAGGAGGAGAGGAGGGGCUCUUUGGGCAGCUCUGACCCUGUGUUAAAGGCAGAGCUGGAUUCAUGUCUGGAUGAGAACAUGCAGCUCCAGGAGACUGUGGACAGGAAGAAGACUGAACUACACCAGACACACUCUGAGCUGAGUCAGUUGCGUAUGGAGAGAGAGAGUGCUGAGUCCAGAGUCAGAGAGCUGGAGGACCGACUGGGCGAGCUACAGGAGGAGCUGAGGACAGAGAACGGCAACAAGACGGACCUGGUGACAUGUCAAGCGUCUCUGUUGGAGGUGUCCAUGUUGAAGCAGAAGCUGGAGGAUUCUCUGAGACAGAGAGAGAGGGAGCUGACGGCCCUGAAGGGAGCUCUGAAGGACGAGGUGGCCACGCACGACAAAGACAUGGAGACACUUCGAGAACAGUACAGCACUGACAUGGAGAGACUGAGGAGUACCGUGGAGCAGGUCUCACAGUCUCAGGCGGGUAUCGAGUCAGAGCGGUUGCGUGUGAAUGCGUCGGUGCGUACUCUACAGCAGCAGCUGGAAGACUGCAGGGACGAGAGUGGCCACUGGAUGGCGCAGUUCCACAAUACUAGAGAUGAACUACGGACCACCAAACAGGAGAUGCUGCAGGCUCGUCUGGAGAAAGAGGAGCUUGAGGAAGAACUGAAUGAAGUACAGGAGAGGGUCAACACCAUGAAACAGCAGAUACCAGACCCCAGUCAUACACAUACACUCAACCAGGAGCUGCAGAGUUUGCGUGCCGAUCUGCAGCAGGCCCAAUCAGAGGCAGAGAAGAAAAGGGCGGAGCUCGAUAAAAAGGUUAUGGAGGUAAUCUCCCUGAAGAAGGCCAACCAGGAGCAGGAGGCGGAGCUCAAGUAUGAGAUGGACAGGCUGAGGGGCCAAUCAAAUCGAGCCAAAGAGGAUCUGGCCAAGGCCCAGGAGAGAACCAAACAGCUCCCUGACCCAUCGGUUGUGUCUGGCCUGCAGUCAGAGUUGACUGAUGCUCGUGUGGAGAGAGACCAACUGGGAGAGAAACUCUCCAGCACUGAGCAGGAGCUGAAGUCAAACACAGAGCGGCUGGCCAGAACCCAGACAGAACUAAACGCUCUCAGAGACUCACAGCAGGAGCAGGAGGCAGCUAACACACGCCUCCGAGAGAAACUCUCACGCCUGGAGUCUCAGCUGGCUUCCAGUGCAUCAGAGAGUUCGGAGGCAGAGCUGUCCCUCCAGGCGGAGUUGAGGGGGUUGAGGCAGGAUCUUGACGAGGCCAGGAGAGAAACCUCUCGGCUGGGCCAGGACCACCGGCAGCUCAGUCUGCGUCUGGAGGACAGGGAGAAGGAGAGGGACCAGCUCACACAGACCAACACACAGCUGGAGGAACAGAGGAGACAGCAGGAGCGGUCCCUAGACAAACUCAAUAAGGAGUUUGAGUCUCUGUCCCAGUCGUCUGGUGAGGAGGUGCAGGUUCUCAGGGCCCAGCUGGAGGAACAGAGAGAGAGAUCUCGCAGGGAGACACAGGAGGCCCAGAGGCAGGGCAAUGACACACUGGUAGAACUGGAGAGGAGCCAGACUUCCCACAAGAUGCUGGAGGAGGAGGCGUCCCGUCAGAAGAAGGAGCUGCUCUCUGUGGUUGAGGAGAGAGACAAUGUUCAGCUGGACAAGGAGCUGCUCACCAACCGCCUGCACCACCUAGAGGCUGAACUGGAGAACAGCAGGAGCAGCCUCACAGACAAGAGCAGGGAGCUCCGCAGCACGGAGGACAAGAUGAAACGACUGGAGCUGGAGCUGGAGGAGGAGAAGGGAUCUGUGGAGCUACUCACUGACAGAGUCACCAGGACCAGAGACCAGAUGGAGCAGCUGCGUUCAGAGCUGAUGCAGGAGAGAUCCUCCAGACAGGACCUGGAGCUGGACAAGAAUGCCCUAGAAAGACAUUUGAAGGAGUUGAAGACCAGAGUAUCUGAUAUGGAGGGUCAGUCUCGCUCCUCUGUAGGAGUGGCUCAGCUGGAGAGUAAAGUUCACGAGUUGGAGGAACGCCUCCACAGCGAGGAUAGGGAGAAGAACUCCAUGUUGUCGUCUCAGCGUCGCCUGGAGAAGAAACUGAAGGAGCUCAACUUUACCCUGGAGGAAGAGAGACACCAACACACAGAACAGAGAGACCAGCUGUCUCUGCGUGUGAAGGCUCUGAAGAGACAGGUGGAUGAGGGGGAGACCGAGGUAGAGAGGAUGGAGGGAUUGAGGAGGAAGGCCCAGAGAGAGAUGGAGGAACAGAUGGAACUAAAGGAGGCCUUACAGGGCAGAGUCACCGCGCUAGAGACUGAGCUCAAGAGGAAGGUGCAGCAGGCGCAGCGUCAGGCCCUGGACUCGUCGGCUCUGAGCUCUGACGAAGAUGAUGAAGGCCUGUACAACCCCUCCAGCAUCACGUCCAUCCUCACUGGGAGCAACCUUCACACCAGCUCCUGCUAGAGGGAGGGAGGGGUAGUGGCAACCUUCACACCAGCUCCUGCUAGAGGGAGGGGUAGUGGCAACCUUCACACCAGCUCCUGCUAGAGGGAGGGAGGGGUAGUGGCAACCUUCACACCAGCUCCUGCUAGAGGGAGGGGUAGUGUAGUGGUAGGAAGAGGAUGAGAACAAGGGCUAUUCUGAGCACUAUAGAGAAAGGGAGGAGGGAAGGAGGGAGGUGGAUUAAAGGGAGUAUUUUAAGCACUACAGGGUUGGAGGGAGGGUAGUAGAGGGAGAGUUAUUCUAAGCACUACAUAUAGUCAUCUACUGUACACACAGGUACAGUACACUGGGACAGGUCUAUAGACCUGCUAUAAAAACACUGUAUAAAGGAGGGAGAGAGGGAUCACAGGUUCAGGUAGAGAGAGAGAGGGAUCACGGGUUCAGGUAGAGAGAGAGAGGGAUCACGGGUUCAGGUAGAGAGAGAGAGAGGGAUCACAGGUUCAGGUAGAGAGAGAGAGAGGGAUCACAGGUUCAGGUAGAGAGAGAGAGGGAUCACAGGUUCAGGUAGAGAGAGAGAGGGAUCACAGGUUCAGGUAGAGAGAGAGAGGGAUCACAGGUUCAGGUAGAGAGAGAGAGGGAUCACGGGUUCAGGGAGAAGGAGAGAGGGAUCACAGGUUCAGGUAGAGAGAGGGAGGGAUCACGGGUUCAGGGAGAAGGAGAGGAUGACUCACUACGCUGGACAGUAGACUCCUAGUGGUACUGAAGAGGAAGAUUCCAGGAAGAAUACAAGACAAUAAACAUGAAUACAGUAACAGAACACUAACACAUUCUGAGAAGAACAGGCAGGAUGACUCACUGUCUAAAGCACUUACAAUCACUUACAGGACGGACUGACUUACAGGACUAAACGGCAAUACACUGUUGCACUCUUCAAUUUCAUCAUUACUCUGUGGUACUCUAUGGUAUGCUAUGAUACUGUAAUUAGUAUGGUGCUCUUUAAUACACAGAAUUACGCUGUGGUACUGUUUAAUACGGUCCUUAUUAUGGUUCAUUUCAAUACUCUAUUACUCUUAGUGAAAAGGAGUUUGGUCACAUGAUUACACUGACUGAAUAGUGAUAGAAGCAACCACACCAACAUGUACUGUGACUAUUUAACACUGUAGCUGGUUAAUGUCUGCUUUCACAGGGUGAACAGUGUUUCAUCUGAUCCUACUGGUGCCCUGUCACACGGACCUGAUGCACAGCAAACACUAUUCCAUCCAGUCCUUCAUGGAGAUCUGAUAUGCAAGUGUACUUUUUAAAACACGGUUGGACCAAAUGCUGCCAGAUAUGAGAAUGAUGAACAAAUGUAGAUAGUUUUUCUAAUUCAUGAAAUCAACAAUAUUCUGCUGAAUGUGAUAUCAUUGUUUUAGAAACCAUAUCUGACAGUUUGAUUCCUAUUCUGCUGUAUGUUCUACUACUUGACUGCCUGCCACUACAGAUGCAUGUAUGGAGUUUGCUCUGAUACCAAUCCUCUCUCGCCAUUUCUUCACACACACACUUUACACAUUGUAUUUGUAGCAUCUGUGCACAACUUCUAUGCAGUCCUUACAAUUAAUACUCAGAGAAGCUUGUGAAGAUCUUAAUCACUAUGCCUUAAAAGUGUACUCUGGAUAGAUUUUUCUAAUUGAUUUGUUUCUAUUUAAUUGGUUUUGGGGGAGAUCUGAGAGCUUGUAUUUUCAUUCAGUGAUACAGUAGUUACCACUGUAAGUGAUAUUGCUGCAAUGUUCAUAUGUCUUCCAACUGUUCAGUUGGCUUGAAAUAUUUUGUAUAGAAUAUGGUGCUCUAGUGUGUCUUAUACCCUACACAUACAGUACUUACUGUUUAGUAUAUAUGAAGCACUAGACUACCAUACUGUAUGGCUUUGUAACUGAGUACAGAAGGUGGUACAUGAUUACUGAUUAGUCAUUUUACGCUGUGAAUUUGUACUUCACAAUACCAAUCUGUUUUCUAUUGAAUUAAAUAUUGCAUAGCAAUCGAAGUCCAA
Messenger RNA from Oncorhynchus kisutch (coho salmon), 5870 nucleotides. RefSeq names its product cingulin a (gene cgna). The record is from RefSeq and is a predicted model, not a curated record. The transcript is spliced from 20 exons. Gene Ontology annotation, biological process: microtubule cytoskeleton organization. NCBI's taxonomy places the organism in Eukaryota, Metazoa, Chordata, Actinopteri, Salmoniformes, Salmonidae. Gene Ontology annotation, cellular component: myosin complex; bicellular tight junction. The coding region runs from base 206 to 3865 and encodes 1219 amino acids. Gene Ontology annotation, molecular function: microtubule binding.